Molecule: messenger RNA, 438 nt
Organism: Ostertagia ostertagi
Lineage: Eukaryota; Metazoa; Nematoda; Chromadorea; Rhabditida; Trichostrongylidae
Source: the annotation of a GenBank genome assembly
AUUCCUUCAGUAUCGUGGGACGACGUUGGCGGCUUUGAGGAAACAAAAAGGCUCAUCAUCGAGAGCAUUGAGGCAAAUCUUCAAGGCUCUCGACUACAGAGGUCGGGCAUUAUGUUGUUCGGACCGCCUGGAUGUGGAAAAACGCUCAUCGCCAAGGGUCUGCUCUCUCGUUAUUCCGAGAAUAUAGCAAUUACACCUGUGGCAACGGAAUUCAAAAUCGCCUUUUUGAGCGUCAAAGGACCUGAGCUCCUAAACAUGUACGUUGGUCAAAGUGAAGAGAACGUGCGUAAAGGGAAGUCUUAUUUUUGUCAGUUUUCUUUCAAGGACUUCCUUUUUGAAAGAGCACGACAAGCUUCGCCAUGUGUAGUAUUUUUCGACGAGAUCGACUCACUCGCUCCCAAUAGAGGUCGCAACGGAGACGCGGGCGGAGUGAUGGAC